This is a messenger RNA of Effrenium voratum, 1371 nucleotides long. The record is from the annotation of a GenBank genome assembly. Lineage: Eukaryota; Dinophyceae; Suessiales; Symbiodiniaceae.
AUGGCUGACGAAGGUAACACGGCUUUGCAUGGCCUGACGGCGGACGGUACCGAGGUCCUGCAGAGGUUGCUGGAGCAUGGCCUCGACAUCAACGCGGUGAAUGGCAUGGGUGAGACGCCUUUGCUGUCGCACCUCCGCUGCGGCGCCCCCAGCUGUCGCCUGGUGCGGGAGAUGCUGAGCGCCCGCGCGGAGGUUGGGCGCAGUGACAUGAUGGGCGAGACGCCGCUCAUGGAAGCUGCUUGCAUGGGCGACAGGAGUCUUUGCCUCCUCCUGCUGGAGUCCAAGGCUGACAUUGGCCAGUGCAACCUGCAGGGCCAGCGCGCUGAAGCGCUGGCCAGCACCGCCGGCUUCCCGGACCUCGCGGAGCUCCUAGGUGACCCCCGACAGCCGUGGCGGAAGGCGGAGGCGCUUACGUCACAGGCUGCAGAGCAAGUUGAGGAGGCCGUGGCAAAGCCUGCGGCAGAGAGACCCAGAGGUCGACCGGCCAGGGGCGCUCUCCGACAGAAGUGCGAAGAGCAGGGCAUUCCUUUGGACCUUUUGGGCCAGCUGGCAGCUGCCGAUCUGUUGCGGGAGAAGGAGAGAUUGCAGGCCUUGUCCUUGGAAGCUUUGGCGGCGGAGGCGGGCGACCAAGGCCUGGCCGAAGGGGACCGCCGGCAGCUGGCGGCGCGGCUUUGGCAUUUGCGGCUGUGGAAGCUGCUGCCCCUGCAGGCGUUGCAAGAGCAGUGCCGCCAAGAAGCCUCGCAUGUCGUUGUGCACAUGCAGUCCGCAGAGGGGGAGCCGCUGUCACGCGAGGAACUGAUCGAGGCGCUCGCUGUGGCGAAGUGGGGCGGGCAAACCAAGAGCCAGCAGAUCAGCCAGCGCUGCGCUGACAAAGGCAUUCCGGAUGACAAGCUGGAGAACCGCGCCCGUGCGGAGCACCUCCUGUCCCAUUUCGUCUCUCUGGAGUCGAUGGGCCGUGCCGACUUAGCGCGCAGGUACAAGGGUGUCGGCUUUGCUUACGGCGACGACCUCAGCGAGGAGUUCAUUGUCUCGGCGCUGAAGGAGUACGCGCUGUGCCAGGAGAUGUCCUUGUCGCACCUCCGGCAGCUCUGCAAGGAGAAGGGCCUUGCCAUCAGGGGGGAGCACCGCCGUGCCGACCUGCUGAAGCUACUCAGCUUGGAGAGCUGGAAGCCGUUCGACAUCCCUGUGACCAAGCUGCCCAGCAUUCUGGUUGCUCAAGGGCUGCUGGACCAAGUGCAGCGCUUGGCAAAGAAGGAGCUGUCGCAGCUCACCGCGGAGUGCCGGCGCCGGCAGCUGCCGGCGGAGGCGGCUCCGGCGAAGGAGGCGUUGCUGGGGCGCCUUAGGAUCAAAGCCCUUUUCAUGUUCCUGUGA